Mugil cephalus (flathead mullet) is the source of this 5011-nucleotide messenger RNA. It is a transcript of the gene kif15, whose product is annotated as kinesin family member 15. Gene Ontology annotation, molecular function: microtubule binding; microtubule motor activity; ATP binding. The record is from RefSeq and is a predicted model, not a curated record. Lineage: Eukaryota; Metazoa; Chordata; Actinopteri; Mugiliformes; Mugilidae. Gene Ontology annotation, biological process: microtubule-based movement. The transcript has 35 exons. Bases 188 to 4369 code for a protein of 1393 amino acids.
GAAUCCAGAAGGUGGCAGUAAAAGUCGGUGUAGCCGUGAAAUAAAUCAAAGAAGAAGAAGAAGAGGCGGAAGAAGCCACAGCAGCAGAUCUGCCCGCCAAUUUCGAAGGAUGUAAACAACGUUGUCCUUCUCGUCCGAUGAAGAAAUUAAAUAUCCUUACGCAACGGCGACUAUUUCUUUGUCUACAAUGAGUUCCAGCGGAAAAGGAUCGGGCGAUACAUCCCAUCUUGCUGCCAGUGGUGAAAGCGAUUGCAUCAAAGUUUUCGUGCGAGUGCGACCUUUGACCCAGGGCACUGGGCUGACCACAGAUGGAGAUCAGAAUUUGUGUCUCACGGUCACCUCACCCAACACCAUCCGCCUGCUCUCAAAGCCGGAGCCGCGAACCUUCACCUACGACCAUGUUGCUGACAUGGACACAUCUCAGGACUCUGUGUUCUCCAGUGUGGCCAAGAAUAUAGUGGAGUCUUGCAUGAAUGGAUAUAAUGGCACCAUAUUUGCAUAUGGACAAACAGGCUCAGGAAAAACUUUCACUAUGCUCGGGCCAUCUGAGCUGGAUAACUUCACAGAUGAACUAAGGGGGGUAAUUCCCAGAAGUUUUGAAUACUUGUUUUUUCUCAUCAACAGAGAAGUGGAAAAGUCUUCUCAGUCCAAGAGGUUUCUUUGCAAAUGUUCAUUUAUUGAGAUAUACAAUGAACAAAUUUAUGACCUUCUGGACACAGCCUCAGCCAGCCUGUUUCUCAGGGAGAACAUCAAGAAAGGCAUGUUUGUGGAGGGGGCAGUGGAGAAGUUUGUGAACUCAGCUGCUGAAGCUUACCAGGUGCUAUCUAUGGGCUGGCGCAAUCGUCGUGUGGCCUCUACCUCCAUGAACCGCGAAUCUUCAAGAUCUCACGCAGUGUUCAGUAUGACUCUGGAGUCCAAAGAGACCAUUAACGAGGUGGUGAACAUCCGAAUGUCUCAGCUGAACCUGGUUGAUCUGGCAGGAUCUGAGAGGCAAAAAGACACACACACAGAAGGUUCAAGACUCAAGGAGGCCAGUAGUAUCAAUCGCUCCCUCAUGUGCCUUGGCCAGGUGAUCAUGGCACUGGUGGAUGUGUCUAAUGGGAAGAACCGCCACAUCUGCUACAGGGAUUCAAAACUCACCUUCUUGCUCAGGGACUCUCUUGGUGGAAAUGCAAAGACUUACAUCAUAGCAAACGUACACCCUGGUUCAAAGUGUUUUGGAGAAACUUUGUCCACUUUGCAGUUUGCUCAGAGGGCAAAGCUGAUCAAAAAUAAGGCUGUCAUCAAUGAGGACACACAGGGAAAUGUGAGGCAGCUACAGGCUGAGGUGAAGAAACUGAAGGAGCAACUUUCUCAGGCUCUGGCUUCUCAGGCAGUGGAGUAUGGGAGAGAUGUAGCACCAGGAGGACCUGGACUCCCCACAGGCCAAACUGAAAGUCAUCAUGAUGUCUCAUAUAAAGCAAAGUUUAUGACUGCUGUUCGUCUGUGGAAAAAGCAAGAUGAGGAAAAGAGGGUGCUACUGAAGAAGGUGGCUCAGCUGGACGAGGCCUGGACUCAAAAGGACAAGUUCAUCCAUUCUAGCCGAAUGAUUAUCAGGUUUCGAGAAGACCACAUCUCUCGCCUUGAGAGCAAACUGAAGGCGGGGCAAAGCUCGCUGUCGGACAAGGAGUCACAGGCUUUGAUUGAAAAGCUGAAAGAAGAGAUUAAGAUCUUGAGAGAUCAGGUCGAACAUCACCCGAAGAUGACUCGAUAUGCAGCAGAGAAUUACACCCUCAGGGAGGAGAACCGCCAACUACGCUCUCUUGAGUCAGUGGUGAGAGCAGAAGAGGCCAUAGCCCAAGUUUCUUCCGAUUUGGAAGAAGCCUUUCAGAAGGCUAUGGAGUCAGAAGCACAUACAAAUACUCCAGGAGUCUCUUCCACCUCCUCGGCUACAGAUUCCGUCUUGACGGCCACAAUUGAGAAGCUGAACGCUCAAGUGCUUCAGAAGCAGUCGGACCUCGCUACUGCACUCAAUGCCUUUGAGGAGUAUAAAGAGGUCACCAAGAAACAGUUGUCUCAGUUGGAGUCCGAGAAAAGAUACCUUGAAAAGUCCAACAGGCAUUUGGAAAACAUUUUGGAAGCCACAAAUGCGCAUAAAAACAAGGAGGUCUCAGAACUGAACAGAAUCCACGUCGAAACCAUAAAGAUCCUCACUACGCCCAACAAAACAUACAACCUGCGCUCUCACCUCACGCAUCUCUCCAGCCCGGACCACCUGAACGGGAGAGACAACGGUGGAGACAUUUGGGCUGAGCAGCCUCCAUUGGACAUGGGUGAGAUGGCCUUGACAGAGGAACUGCGUCAAGUGCAGGAGCAGGCUAGUCGUGUCCAGGUGCAGCUCGACGAGGAGGAGCAGAAGAACAGAAAGCUGCAGCAGCAAAUUGCAAAACUCGAGGAGCAGGUUACUGUGAUCUCACAAGAGUCUGAUCGCAAGGAUGAGCUGCUUUCUACUGAGAGAAAUAAUAGGAGCAAAGAUCAGCUCGCCUUGCAAGAGACCGUUAACAACUUGCAGCAGAGCCUUCAGUCUGAACAACAAGCUGCAGAAGUUCUGAGGACUGAGAUCCGUGACUUACGCUUGGUGCUGCAGUCGUCCGAUAAGGAGCUGGCCUCCGUGAAGAACGCGCUCAGAGACGCUCAGACUGAGCAGCACAGCGAGAUGAGUCAGCUCUCCAGCAGUCUGAUCAGCACGCAGCUCCAGCUUGACAAAGUCCAGCUGGAGUGGGAGCAGCUACUGGAGCAGCAUCGGACGUUGCAGGAUUCGUACGACCAGCUGCAAGCGGAGGCCAAGUUUGAGGCUGAUCAGGCGAGGCAGCAGCUGCACGAAAGGCUGCAGGAGAUGGAGGAACUGAAGGCCAAGGUCAUGGAUUUAAACAACUCUCUGCAAACUGAACAGGAACACUCCAACAGCCUGAUCUCUCAGUUAAGAGAAAACAAAGAAAGUUCAUCAAAGGAACUCAUUGAAACCAUUGAGCAGAACACACAGCUCAGAAAACAAGUGGCUGACUUGACGGUACAAAAUCAGCAACAGGCGUCCAGACGUGCUGAGCUUGAGCAAAACGUAACCACCGCUAACGAAACGAUAAAAAUGUUGGAGCAGAAGAUCGAACAGAACAAAGACGUUAUUCUGGAUCUAAUGAACCAAACCAGAGACGUCCGCAUUGAACUCAGCCAGAAGGAACAGACCAUUACCCACCUGUCUGAAGAUAUCAAGGACAUCACAGCCAAAUACAACUCCGCCUGCCUUGAAAGGGAAGAUAUGAGGGAACAAAACUGUAAGAUGCAGGCAGAAAUCUGCGAUCUGAAGGAAAGUUUAGACAGGAAGGUGGCUUCCAACGCAGUCGAGGUUGAGUUGUUGCGGGAGGAUAUUAUUUACGCCUCUGAAGAGGUUGAGAGACUCACCAAGGUCUUAGAUGAACAGAACGCCCUCCUCCAAGCAUCUCAAGAGCAAACUGCCCAGAAGGAAGUCAUGAUACAGAAUCUGCAGCAGAAGGUGCAACAACAGCAAGACGCUGUUGAGAAAACUGUAAGAAACGGAACUUUCAACCCGUUUGCUGAGUUGACCGUCACACCUAAAUCAUCGCCUCGGACAACUUGUGCUCCAGGAAGCUUCAACAGGGACCUGAGCCAGGUGUUGGAGAUACAGGAGCGGGAGCUGGAGAACAGGCGCUCCUCCAUGAUGACCAUGGAGAUUCUUUUAGCAGAGCUGAACGCUGAAAGGUCUGCCAAAAACGAGGAGAUCGAAAGGCUUAAGACGCAGCUGACUGAGAAAGAGAAGGUUCGACUGGAGAUCCAGGAUUUGCUUGAUCAUUUUUACACCAAGCAGAACCAGCUGACUCCCAAUGGAAACAAUAAUGGUCAGAAGUUGAAUGAUGCCAUGAGACAGUCCAUGCUUAAAGAGCUACGGGACGAGAGAGACGAGAAGAGCAAAAUAUUGCAGAAGCUCUCCGAUGCUCAAAAAAGACUGCAAGCGCAGGAGGCCAUGUUGGCGCAGUCUCAGACCUGCGUUCAAGAGCUCACCUCUGAGCUGAGGAACCGCUGUCUGGAGUUAAGAGAUCUGACCGAGAGGUUACAGGAUGACGAGAAGCUCCUGCAGGAGAAUGAGGUUCUUCGUAAGCAGAACAUUAAGCUUUCUGAGGAGAAUGGGAAACUUGCGGGCCACCAGAACCACAAACAGAAGAUCGAAUACAUGGUUAAGCUGAAAAAGGAAAACAGCAAACUCCUGGAGGAAAAUGAAAAGCUCCGAGCAGAGAUAAACCAGGUGCGAGAGAAUACUGGAUGUCUGUCAUUGGACAUGACACAAAUCCCUGAUUUGAAGUUUGUUGAACAGUGAACGUCUUUCCUUGUCAGCAGCUGUUGUUGUUCUUUUUAUUUUAACUGUAUUUUUAAUCUUUCGUGGUUUCAACCAGGAGUGCAUGCGAUUUUAUUUUAGGGAAUCUUCAUUUUAUUCAGCUCAUCAUAUUAUACUUGACAUAUUUUAGUAUUUCCUAAUCUGGGCCCCAUAUAUAUUUUUUAUAAGCAAAAGUGACUCGAACUAAGCGAGAACACUUGGCUGCAGCAAAUCUGCUGUAAUUUUAAUCAAAAAGUCUGUUUGUCCACAGUCACCUACAAGUGGUUGUUUUUGUCACUGACAUGCUCAGAUUGGUUUUACUACAUGCUCUGUGUACUGAUGUCAGGUCAACAAAAUAACAUUACAACAAAUGAAACAGCAGCAGGUCUCUCUGCUCUUAAAACAGCACUUUUCAUAAGAAAAAUAAUGAAAAGUGCUUUGAUGUAGCGGUUCUUUCCCUAUUUGAGUGGUAGUGAAAAUGGUUAUAGGACCCCGGUUUAAAAAAACUAAAUAAACCUCAUGUUCUCUCUAUGUGUCAGGGCUGUGACUGUGACUGAGCUGUGUGUGAUGUUUUUAUUUUUACAUUUUUUUUUUUUGGUAAAGGAACUUUUUAAUACUGUAAUUAAAUCUUUUUUUCAAUCUCUA